Phodopus roborovskii (desert hamster) is the source of this 954-nucleotide messenger RNA. It is a transcript of the gene Rida, whose product is annotated as reactive intermediate imine deaminase A homolog. Gene Ontology annotation, cellular component: cytosol. The record is from RefSeq and is a predicted model, not a curated record. Lineage: Eukaryota; Metazoa; Chordata; Mammalia; Rodentia; Cricetidae. The transcript is spliced from 6 exons. Gene Ontology annotation, molecular function: deaminase activity. The coding region runs from base 69 to 482 and encodes 137 amino acids.
UUGGCUCAGAGGAGUGAGAAGAGCUGCGGUGGAGUCUUUUUCUAGAGGGUCUGGGUGAGAGGAUCAGCAUGUCGUCCAUCAUCAGAAAGGUGAUCAGCACCACAAAAGCCCCGGCGGCCAUUGGUGCCUACAGCCAAGCUGUGCUAGUGGACAGGACCAUUUACGUUUCUGGACAGGUUGGCUUGGACCCCUCCAGUGGACAGCUUGUGCCAGGAGGAAUAGUAGAAGAAGCUAAACAGGCUCUUACAAACUUGGGUGAAAUUCUGAAAGCUGCAGGCUGUGACUUCACUAAUGUGGUAAAGACAACUGUUCUGCUGGCUGACAUAAAUGACUUUGGCACAGUCAAUGAAAUCUACAAAAUGUAUUUCAAGAGUAACCUUCCUGCCAGGGCCGCCUAUCAGGUCGCCGCCCUGCCCAGAGGAAGUCGGAUUGAAAUCGAAGCAAUUGCCGUCCAGGGGCCUUUCACCGCCUCAGGACUAUAAGAGGCCUCACUGAUGUCGACUCUGGGUUCUUUCUCUGGAAUGUCUUUCACACCUUAAUUCUUACAGAUGAUGCUGGGAAGUGUGACCAAGUGGCUGAGCUUAUCGUGGGAUGACCUUACAUAGGCAGGCUUGACAUGAACGGGAAGUGACUCAGUACGCUGGCUGAUGCUCUGACUCGACUUACCUACACUCAACGUCUCCGAGUGAGGGAAGAUGCAGCACAGCCACUCAAGUGAGCAGCAGGAGAGGGGAAAGAUGAGCUCUUGUUCAUGACAAAUAGUAAAGGGCGCACCUCAUUAGUCAAAUUAUACCAAUCUGUUCAUGUGAAAUAUCUAGUUCUCGUGGUAGAUAUAGGGAACCAAAUCAAAGUAUUUCAGCUUGAAUAGUGCAGGAGGAUAAAGUGAACCAAAAUCUUAAACAGAUAAUAUUUUUUUCUAAUGGAAAUAAAAAUUGAUGUGUAACUUUCCCUUGA